Messenger RNA from Dioscorea cayenensis subsp. rotundata (Guinea yam), 1646 nucleotides. RefSeq names its product probable serine acetyltransferase 2. Lineage: Eukaryota; Viridiplantae; Streptophyta; Magnoliopsida; Dioscoreales; Dioscoreaceae. The record is from RefSeq and is a predicted model, not a curated record. Gene Ontology annotation, molecular function: L-serine O-acetyltransferase activity. Gene Ontology annotation, cellular component: cytosol; cytoplasm.
UCCCGCGAUUCGCUUCGUUUUUCCCACCCCAGCGCUCGCAUUUACUCGUGCACCGCCGGAGAUCCGCUGGCCGCGGCCGCCGCCGAAGGCUAGGGUUUCGUCGAAGUUGUAGAAACCCUAGGAUUUUGGAGGGUUUCGAAGCGUCUGCUGUGGUGCGAGGGUGGCGAUGGCGUGCAGGUGCGUUGUUCUCCAGGAAUUGGAGGAGGGCGAGGGGGUGAAGAGCAGGGAGAGGAUUUCUUCGUCUUCGGCUUCUUCUUGUUGUUAUUAUGGUGUUUCUGGCUCGGUGAAUGCUAAGAGUCGAGUUGAGAAGGUCUUCCCGGUUUUAGAGAUGAAGAUGGAUGGGAACCCGAAGAGCAUGGGACUGAGAUCGGAGUGUUUGGAUGAUCCCAUUUGGGAUAUCAUUAGAGCUGAAGCCAAGUCGGAGGCUGAAAAGGAGCCGAUUUUGAGCAGUUUCUUAUACGCUAGUGUUCUGUCACAUGAUUGUUUAGAGCGUGCAUUGGGUUUUGUACUUGCCAAUAGGCUUCAGAAUCCAACACUGCUUGCAACACAACUGAUGGACAUUUUUGAUGACGUGGUGAUGAAUGAUAGAGGUAUUCAACAUGCAAUUCGCCUAGAUCUUCAGGCGUUUAAAGAUCGAGACCCAGCUUGUGGAUCAUAUAGCUGGGCCCUUCUAUAUCUCAAGGGUUAUCAUUCUUUGCAAUCAUAUCGUGUGUCACAUGCAUUGUGGAACCAAGGACGAAAGAUAUUAGCAUUAGCAUUGCAAAGUCGGAUUAGUGAGGUUUUUGCUGUGGAUAUACACCCAGCUGCAAGAAUUGGAGGGAUAUUGUUGGAUCAUGGAACAGGUUUAGUUAUUGGUGAAACUGCUGUUGUGGGCAAUAAGGUCUCUUUAAUGCAGGGUGUCACAUUAGGAGGUACUGGCAAGGAAGUUGGAGAUCGUCACCCUAAAAUUGGCCCUGGUGCCCUUAUUGGAGCAGGUGCAACCAUUCUUGGUAACAUAACUGUAGGUGAAGGUGCUAUGAUCACUGCUGGUUCUCUUGUUUUAAAGAGUGUCCCUCCCCACAGUAUGUCUGCAGGGAACCCUGCCAAGGUCGUUGGAUAUGUGAAAGAGCCAGACCCAUCAUUAACAAUGAAGCAUGAUGCUACCAAAGACUAUUUUGAACAUCUUUCUCAUUCCGUCAGCGGGAAAUCUAAUGGACAUUCAUUCAUGAAAUGAUCAAACAAAGCAAAGAACAUUUGUUGCACUCUCUCCCUAUUUACAUUGAGGUAGGUACUUCUUUCUGAUCCUUUCGCUCUAUCACACUGCAUCAAUGCAGUUGAUUGCUCAUGCUUAUCCUGACGACAAUGCAGACUGUGUAAAAUGCAUGCAUUGAUGUGUCUUGAUGAAUUAUAAUCAUCGUCAACCAUCAGAGACCUUCAAUCUGCCAUGUUUAUACAGAAAGCUUCAUGAUUAUUGCCUUCCAAAGCACAGUAGUACAGAGAGCAAACUUUGUUUCUCAAGCUACUUGUUAUAUAAUCCUAUUAAUCAUCUUGGUCUUCUGUAUUUUUCAAAUACCAAAGUGUAUAACGUUAGCUUGUCGUGAAGUGGUUUGAAGUCAAAAAAUGGGCGGAACUAAUAUUAGCUCCCUGAAUGUUAAAAGUUAAUUUUA